UAAAUUAAUUUCAAUCCAUUCUCAAUUACCCCAACUUCCAAGACUACACACGACAUAGAAAUUGUCUGACUCCAUUAGUAGAAUGGAAAUCAACAACCAUAAUCGUCUAACCUUCUUUUUCUUUUCGAUGUCUACGUCAGAGAGUUUAUUGAGAUCUUGAUUAGGGUCAAUAGUGUACUCUUUGUUGAGAGCCUCCACCGCCUCCUGCAUCUGUCGUCCGCACGACACCUCCUGGAGCAGCCGAACCAGCUUUUCCAGUCGCACGUCUGGAACCUUUCAUUUGAAGGCGAUAAAUUUCAGACUCCAUUGUGCUACCUAAACGCUGUUUGUUCACGUGUUUUUGUUUUACGAAAGAUGUCAAGAAGCAUGGCCGGGAACUUUUUUGGUAAACGUCGAGAUGAUGUUGACGUGACGAUUGACAGCAUGGGAGGAGAAGCUGUCCGCGCUCAACGUCUCGCCAGUGAGCUAAAGAACGAGAAAUCUUCACUUGAUAGUCAGCUGCGGCAACUUGGCGACAUCUGCAGGAGGCAGCGCUGCACCAUCAACGAUCUCACCGAGAAGCAGCGUGAGUUACGGGAACGGGAGCGUGGGCUACAGGCCAGCGUUACGCAGCUAGCGGCGCAGCAGCAGCAGCUUGCUCACCUCACUCAGCAGCGCAAGAAGCGCCGCGCUGACAUCGAGCUGCUCAAGGAACAAGCCGUGAAGGAAUUCGUCGAGAGCGCGCUUGAGGUGGCAGCGGAGCUACGGGAGAUGGACGCCCUAGAAGCGGACUCUGAGGCGCAGGAGAGUGAAGUGAUGAGAGCGGCGCGAGAAGAAGUGGAGUCUCUCCAGGCUGCGGUCCAGGGACUGCAGCUGACCGAGGACACGAGCGAUGUUAGCAAUGAUAUUGCAGCUCUUGAUCAGUUCAGGGAGUUCGUGCAGAAGAUCAAUUCAAAGAUGGCGUCAAACAAGCCAAGAAACUGAAUUCACAAGAACCAAACAUGGCAAAAAUAAGUUUUUCAGAUUGCUCCUUAGAUAACAUUUUUCAGCUUUUUAGCUUUUAUGGUAUAGUGUGCACUAGAUGCACUUGUGUUAUACAAUCGGAAAACCUUCAUUCGCGUUUUUAAA
This is a messenger RNA of Hyalella azteca, 1107 nucleotides long. RefSeq lists its product as uncharacterized. Bases 355 to 963 code for a protein of 202 amino acids. Lineage: Eukaryota; Metazoa; Arthropoda; Malacostraca; Amphipoda; Hyalellidae. The record is from RefSeq and is a predicted model, not a curated record. The transcript has 8 exons.